AUGGCUGGUAUUAUUGCUAUUUACGGACUUGUGGUGGCAGUUCUUAUUGUUCAGCGUGGUCAGGAUCUGAAGAAACUUGAUGUGUCUCUAAAUCAGCUUGGUGCAGGUCUAAGUGUUGGACUUAGUGGUCUUGGAGCAGGCUUCGCAAUAGGUGUAGUUGGCGAUGCUGGUGUGCGUGGCACUGCUCAACAGUCAAGACUGUUCGUGGGAAUGGUCCUUAUCCUUAUUUUUGCUGAAGUCCUUGGUCUCUAUGGAUUAAUUGUCGCACUUAUCUUGUCAACAAAGUAAAUUCCUUUACCUCGAAUGUUCUACUUACUCUACUGUCGUUCAUUAACCGAACAUGUCAGAACCAUCUACUCUUUUGACCUACUUAUCAAUAUAUCACUGAUUAAAUGUCGUCUGUGAAAUUUAUUCUGUGACGUGAUAAUCACUUACACAAUGAAAAUCACAGUGUAAUAACCGUGUACAAAACUUGAGAAAAAUCGGCUUUGGCUGGAUGUACAUGAUUUAGAAUGGAGUGCUAAGUUAAGUAGGAUACAUGAAUGUCAGCGUGUCACAAAGUAAUCGAGAUACUCAAUGACCACACUGAUAUCCCUUUAUCCAUUUACCUAGCCAAGCACUUCAUUCCAAACCAUGUGCAUCCAGCCAAAGCCGAUUUCCCCCAAGUUUUUGACUUUGUUAGUACACUAUGAUUUUCAUUUUGUAAAUGAUUACCACUGCAAACUUGCAAGUGGAUUGUGUCAAGUUAACUAGCUCUUCAGUUGGAAUGCA
Messenger RNA from Heterobilharzia americana, 771 nucleotides. The record is from the annotation of a GenBank genome assembly. NCBI's taxonomy places the organism in Eukaryota, Metazoa, Platyhelminthes, Trematoda, Strigeidida, Schistosomatidae.